AUGCUACGACUGCAACUCGUUCACAAACUUUCAAUCCAAACACUCCUACAUUUCCUACUACUAAUCAAUAUAAUCAAUGCUUCUCCCACAACUUCAUCAAUAGAACCAAUUCCUACCCCAUCAUAUAUAGUAGAUAUAUUAUCAUCACAACCUCAAUUUUCAUAUUUUUUACGUCAUUUACAAAGACAAGGAAUGAUCCCUGAUUUGAAUCUUAUGGAAAAUGUAACAUUACUAGCUCCAAUAAAUCUGGCAUUUGUUGAAUCUACUGAUCAAAAUACAUUAAAUGAAAAUCAAUUGUUAAGAUACGUUGUAAACCAAAGAAUAUUAAUUGAAAAUAUUACAGAACAAACAGUGAUUUAUGACACGUUAUACCACCCCAAUGGAGAUCCAUAUCCUAUAAAGUUUACAUCAAAAGAUGACGAAUAUGUUAUUGAUGAUAUUUCAAGUAUUGUUGAACCGGAUUUACAUGCUAAAAAUCAAAGAUCAUAUGUUCAAGGUAUAGAUCAUCUAUUACCAGUAAAACCAAGUUUAUGUGAUGUUUUAAUACAUUCUGAAAAUAAUGAAAUUUCAAUAAUUGGAGAUAUGUUUCGACUGUUAUUUCCUGAUGAAGUUAUACUACAAAAAAAGAAGAAAAAAAAGAAGAAAAAACCAAGACCAUAUCCUAAAACAUGUUCUGAAUUUUUAAGAGGUGUUAAAACUAUGGUUAUUCCAAGUAAUGAACUAUUACAAAAUUCGUUAGAUGAGUUACAAUUAAAAUAUUAUUUAGCAAAUGAAGCUGAUGAAAAAUAUGAUACUACAAAUGAAGCAAUAGAUGAGAUAAAUAGAGAUAUUGUAUCACUACUAGAAGAGUUAAUGUUUGAUGUUUAUAUUGGAGGUGUUAAUGGAACUGAAGGUAAAUUGAAAUCUAAAACUGGGAGAACAUAUAAUUUUAAAUCGAAGAAUUCUAAUUUACUGGUGGGUAAUUUCACUACAAAUACAACACAUGUUUUAUCGAAUGGUGUACUACAAAUUUUCAAAACCGGUGAACAAUUUUUCCAACAACUCAAAAUCCCAACAGUUGAAAUGAUUGCAAGAAAAUCCCUUUAUGCAGCUCAUUAUUCCAAUUUUGUAAGUGAAUUAAGAUUUAGAUCAUUAGAUGGAUUAAUUGAUGGAUCUAUAUCAAAUCAAACUAUACUAGUAGACAUAGAUCUGAGAGAUGAUGUUGGAGAAGAAGAAAUUACAAUCGCGUCAUAUUCAUUAAAACAAGAAUUAAUGUAUCAUUUUAUUGAUGAACCUGUUGAUUUAUAUGAAUCUAAUUAUGCAUUAAAAGAUUCAAGUUUAUGUUUAAAAAAGAAAUUAGGUGGUUGUUAUAAAAUAAAACUAGCUAAAACUAGACCAAAGGGAAAUUUAGUAGUUACUAUAAAUGAUGGGAAUGAAGUAUUAGAAAGAAUUAAAAUUCAUAAUGGAUCACAAAUCUUAAUAGUUGAUGAAGAAUUAUCUCCACCAGUUAAUUUAAAACAUUCAUUAGGUGAUUUAAUGUCAUCUGGUACAAUCCCGCGUCCAAUGGAAAAUAUUCAAAUUGAUAGAAUUCAAUGCUUAAAAACAUUAAAUUACUUGAAUGAUUUUGAUUUAUAUUCGCUAAAAGACAAUGAACAAGGGUAUACUAUUUUUUUACCAUGUGGAGCUAAAAAUUCCAAGAAUCAAAUGGGAUUAUGGGAUGAAUUGGGGUUAGUAUUGAAUUAUCUUGAAUCCAAACCAGAAUUAUUAAAGAGUAUUGUUCAAGGAAUGUUUUUGGAGAAAACAAUAUAUACAGAUUAUAAUAAAUCAAGUACUUUUACAAAUCUAGCAGGUGGAGAAUUUAAAAUUACUAGUGAGAAUUUAACACAUCAUAAUAAUUUAAUUAAAAUUGAUAAUGAAGUGGCUAUUGAUCUACCAUUAAAUUCGGAUGUUUUAUUUAAUCAAGGUGUUAUCCAUGUUAUAAAUGAGGUGUUACUUCCCAAAAAUUUCCAUAUCCCAAUUGAAGACCUUAUCAAAACAACAUUUGAUCCAAAUUAUGCAGAUUUCUCAAUAAUGAACUUGUUAAAGUUAUACCCCAAAAUAAGAGAUUCUUUGUUUGGUAAACAUCCAUAUUCACUUAUAGUCCCAAAACCAGAAUCAUUAAAAGAUUUCAACAUCACAUCAUCAUUUGAAGAAUUAUUUGAUUUUUUGGAAUUUCAUCUUAUACCAAAUGAUCAAGUUAGUAAGUUGUUAGAUUGUGUUUAUGGAUUUGGUAAUGAUGAAAUUAUAAAAACAAACUACACUAAGGGGGAAUUGACUUGUAAACAUAAAUCAGAUAAAACCAUACUAUUAAGUUUAUAUAAAUUUAAUGAUACUCAAGAAGCUGGAGAUGUUUCAUACAAUAAGGAUCAUGAAGUUAAAUUGGUAUCUCAUGGCUGUACUUCACCUUAUUAUGAUGAUGUUAAAAAUAUAUCAUGUGUGUUUUUAAUUGAUAAACCAUUAAAUUUAAAUUGGUUCAAGGAUAAAAAAGAUGAUAAUUUCUUACAUAUUCAUUUAGGUAUAGUUAGUGUUGGAGUUGGAAUAAUUUUAGGUUUAAUUAUGGUUGGUGGAGUAAUGGUUGGAUUAAUGUUUUGUAUAGGUGGUAAAAAGAAAUCCACUAAUCCUUAUGGUUCAUCAAAAUUAAAUGAUGAUGAAACAUUACCAAGAGCUGAUUCGGGAUUUAUGAGUGUAUUAACUGAUGAAGAUGAAUACAUUCCUUAUGAUAGAGGAUAUGAAACUGAUGUUGAUGUCUUGAGGUCAGAAACUGACGCGUUAUUACCAAGUCAUAUGAAACGUAAAAAACGAUCAAGACCUUUAAAUUAUGGGUCAAUUAGAGUUGAUGAUAAUGGUAACACAUUACCUAGAGAUAUUGGGAAUUUUAAAAAAACUUUGAAUAGAGAAAGAAAUCUACCUGGUGUUUCACAAUUUUAG
Lodderomyces jiufengensis is the source of this 2946-nucleotide messenger RNA. RefSeq lists its product as uncharacterized. NCBI's taxonomy places the organism in Eukaryota, Fungi, Ascomycota, Pichiomycetes, Serinales, Debaryomycetaceae. Gene Ontology annotation, biological process: macroautophagy. Bases 1 to 2946 code for a protein of 981 amino acids. The record is from RefSeq and is a predicted model, not a curated record. The transcript has a single exon. Gene Ontology annotation, cellular component: fungal-type vacuole membrane.